Messenger RNA from Austrofundulus limnaeus, 3361 nucleotides. RefSeq names its product activating transcription factor 6 beta (gene atf6b). Gene Ontology annotation, biological process: endoplasmic reticulum unfolded protein response; regulation of transcription by RNA polymerase II. NCBI's taxonomy places the organism in Eukaryota, Metazoa, Chordata, Actinopteri, Cyprinodontiformes, Rivulidae. The record is from RefSeq and is a predicted model, not a curated record. Gene Ontology annotation, molecular function: RNA polymerase II cis-regulatory region sequence-specific DNA binding; DNA-binding transcription factor activity, RNA polymerase II-specific. Gene Ontology annotation, cellular component: nucleus.
AUCAAACGAAAAGAGCUGUCGACUGUUGAUUAUAAAUAUCUAUUUCCUAUAUUUAAAUUCCUGGAUAAUUUACAGCGCAAAUGAAGUCGAUAUUUGAUUUAGCUGCGCUAGCUUGAUGAUAAAACUAGCUUUUUUCUCAUCAUCGUGAGCUCGCCUGAUUUGACUGCGCUCUGCCCGGACUGGUCGUGCUUUCCGAACACACCGCCUCUGUGGCGAUGGCUACAGAUUUACUUUCUGAUUUGGACACCCGAUUCUUUGCCGAUAACCUUCUGACGAGCGAAGACUGGGAUGCCUGCCUGUACCAGUGUGAGAGCAUGGAGGAGGGGGAGGACGGAGACUUAAGUCAGAGGCUGAGCUACGAUGCGUCGGAAACACUUCAGUGAUAAAAAACGAGAUGACCAUAACAGAACCUUUACCAGUGGAAAUGUUGUUCCAGAUAAAAGCAGAGCCUCCGUCUCCUGCGUCCUCUCUGGAGUCCGACUAUUCCGUGUCCUCACCCGAACCACAGGUUACAGUKAAAGGUGAAAACCCUCCGACUCCUCCGUACUUGUACGGAGACGUGCUGUCUCCUCCGCUGGGGACGAUGGAGGUGACGGUGGCCACGACGACAGUGCCCCCGCCUCAGACCCAGAUACCUACAGUGACACAGACUUCGCUAACGUCCGUCCCGGCCGUCAUCAGUGGAAUCCAGACGCAAGCUGCAGUCCUUCCGAGCACAACAACAUUAAAAGCCAGCACCAUCCUCAGCAACAAACCUCCCAUCCAGCCCCGACCGGUGUGCGUCGCCACCCUCCCAGUCCCCCAGAACCCCACACCUGCCAAGACCCUCAUACUGCAGAGCCUCCCCUCCAUGGACCAGACCAGACCUGUCGUCCUCUCUCCGUCCGUCUGCCUCAGUUCGGCUCCUGCUAUCGUCAAAAUGGAGCCCGUCUCUCCCAGCAUCCCCCAGCACUGCUCCAGCCCAACCUCCUCCUCCUCCUCCUCCUCCAGCAGCAAACCCAUCGUCCCCGCGACCACGCCGUUACCGGGAAACAACUCCAGCGACAUCGAUAUGAAGGUGCUGAAGAGGCAGCAGAGGAUGAUAAAGAACAGAGAGUCGGCCUGCCAGUCCAGAAAGAAAAAGAAGGAGUAUCUGCAGAACCUGGAGGCCCAGCUGAGGGAGGCCCAGCAGGAGAACGAGCGGCUCCGGAGGGAGAACCAGGCACUGAGGGAGAGACUGGCUGGGAAAGAGAGCAGCGAYUCUGUGAGCAACAAGAGAGCCGUGUGCGUCAUGGCCGUGCUGCUGUUCAUGACCUUCAGCUUCGGACCUGUCAGCAUCACAGACAGGAAGCUGCCCACAGACCUGCAGGAAGACGUGAUGUCAUUUCCGGGACGGCAGCUGCUCGAGAUCAAACCGGAGCAGCAGGCAGCAGCUCAGCCCCCCAGCAAAGUGGAGGACAAGACGGAGGCAGAGGAGGACGGGGGAGACGAGCGAUGGAGGAGAGGCGAGGCCGAGAGAUACGACCCCGAGACUUUUCAGUUCCGAAACCUGAGUGCCAUGUUCAGUGACAUGAAGGACUUGGCCCUGCAGGACAUCGACCGUUAUUUCUCCUCCUCUGAUUGCCGACAGUUCAACCGCUCUGAGUCCCUCAGGCUGGCAGAUGAGCUGAGAGGUUGGGUUCAUCGACAUCAGAUCGACAGGAAGAAGUCUGGAGGAAAACCAAAAAUCGCCAAGAAGGCAAAGAUCACCCAGAAAGCUCAGCUGAGGAAGACCAACUUCUCCAGAUAUCUGCCAAUCCAGGCUCACGGUUCCAUAGAAAGUCAUCUGAAAGUACUUCCUGGUCCAGAGGUCACCUACAGCGACUUCCUGGACGCCAUUGAUCGCAGAGAGGACACCUUCUAUGUCGUCUCUUUCAGGCGGGACCACCUGCUGCUUCCUGCCAUCAGCCACAACAAAACCAGCCGGCCCAAGAUGUCUCUGGUGAUGCCCGCCAUGUCCGUCAACGAGAGUCUGUACAACUCGUCUCAGGGCUACGAGAUGAUGAUGCAGGUCGACUGCGAGGUCAUGGACACCCGAAUCGUUGCCAUCAAGUCGUCCGCCGUGCCCCCGUCCCUCCGCGACCCCACCCCGCCUCCGCCCUCCUCCCAGCACGGCCCCCACCAUCACCACAGCAACAACACGUCCCUCCGGGGGCGCCACCAGCAUCACCCCUCGCCUAGUUCGCGGCAACCCCUGCCAGCCCGCAGACAGACGCCCGAAUACUUGAUCAGUCAGUCGGGCGGGGUCUAAAGGGGCGUGGCCACAGCAACAGGAAGAGCCUGAUGGUUGGUGAGUUGGACGAAGAAUCAGAGGGAAACAUCUUCCUCCUGGUUCUCAGAAGGCAACAAUUCAACAGAACCACUAGACUUCACGCAGUGACCGGUGCUGACAGGAUUUAGGGAAAAACUUUAGAAAAUAAUAUUGUAAUAUAUACAGACUAAAAAAAAGUUGGUGCAACACAUUGCACUUAAACUGUCCUUUGUGUGUUUUUUUUUAUCUAAAAGUGAAAAAUGUAGAAGCUGUCAGACUGAAGUGCUGAGACAGUGAGCAGAACAAAAAAACAACUAAACCCUCUAUCUGUCCUUUUUAAAGACAACUCUCAGCACUAAUACUGUCCUGAAGCGGAGUUUGUAUAUUUGUUGAACUUUAAUUAUUCUGCGUUACAGUCGCUGAAGGAACGAGCUGAUCAUGUUUUGUUGAGCGAACAUGUGCGGGACGAAGACUCUGAACGCUGUCGGCGUUCAGGGGCGUCGUCUGUGAGAGUUGUUUUAACAUCAUGAAGUAAAACAUUUCGAGUCAGAGUAUCAGGCAUACCCAGAUUAAACUACACCUUGUAUAUAAAUGUACAUAUUCAAAUUUUAGAUGAUAAAACUUCUAAACAAACAUCGUCAUCAAAUAAUAGCACAAGUACUGCAACAAACAGAUGAAUAUACUUUCUGGUUGUGAUGAUUCGACAUGAAACAUAAAAGGCUUUCAAAGGAUUUUUCUUUGAUAAUUUUCAUGUUUUAUGUAGUUUAAUUAUGCGACAUGAGCACUGACAGCUGCUGCAUGCUGAAGGAUGUUUUUGGGGGUAAUAAGAUUUAUCCUGCUGCCUUGGAGAAGUAAGUCAUGAGUUUAAAAAAUCUUUUUUUAAUGUUAAUUAGAUCAUUUUAAGUUAUUUUUUUCUUGUUUUCCUAGACAGUGGACAUCUGAUUGUUGACUUAAAAUUUAAUUUUUUUAGAGAGAGUAAUUUAAUAUGAUGCAAACUGUUAGUAGAUUUUGUGGUACGACAGCAGCAGCACAGAAAACCUGUUUUUUUUACCCUCAUGAAGAUCCUGCUUCCUGCCUCAGCUGUCACUUUUA